AUGCACUUCUUCAAGAUUGUUCUCGUUGUCAUCGCUCUAUGCUUCGUCACUUAUCUCGGAAAGAGCAAUGCUGCCACACCAUAUGAUAUCUUCCAAUUCGUCCAGCAAUCCCCAUUCGUCUUCUGCCUCCGGAAUGGAAUUUGUGGAAACCAACCAGUUCUGCGGCAUACCUUUACGACACACGGCCUCUGGCCGAGCAACUUUACCGAUCCAUCUGCACCUAUACUCUGCGCUGGUACCGUAUUCAACAGAAAUGAGAUGAAUCCUGAUCAUUCUCUGCAAUUACUUUUGUCCAAUUCCUGGCACAACUUCAACAUUAGACGGACAAAUAUGGAUUUCUGGGCGCAUGAGUACAACAAGCACGGCAGGUGCUCGGACAAUAAAUUUUCCCAGACACAAUACUUCCAUGAAGCUUAUAGAUUAUGGUUUACCUACAAUGCACAACAUCUAUUGUCUCAAACAACUGGGAUUGUACCAGGAUAUCAAUAUCGUUACAUCGACCUUGAAGGACUAUAG
Molecule: messenger RNA, 516 nt
Organism: Pyrus x bretschneideri (Chinese white pear)
Lineage: Eukaryota; Viridiplantae; Streptophyta; Magnoliopsida; Rosales; Rosaceae
Product: ribonuclease-like storage protein
Exons: 2
Coding region: 1-516 (171 amino acids)
Biological process (GO): RNA catabolic process
Cellular component (GO): extracellular region
Molecular function (GO): RNA binding; ribonuclease T2 activity
Source: RefSeq, a predicted model, not a curated record